Molecule: messenger RNA, 1466 nt
Organism: Drosophila kikkawai
Lineage: Eukaryota; Metazoa; Arthropoda; Insecta; Diptera; Drosophilidae
Product: tRNA methyltransferase 10 homolog A
Biological process (GO): tRNA N1-guanine methylation
Cellular component (GO): nucleus; nucleoplasm
Molecular function (GO): tRNA binding
Source: RefSeq, a predicted model, not a curated record
CGAUACCUCGAUAGUGCCAUCGAUAGUUUCCCAGCUCUAUAACAAACCCCGAAAAUAAAACAUAAAUUUCAUCACAUGGAGACGGCAGUGAACGCAGAAGUGCCCGUGCCCGCAUCCCCCGCUGUGCUCAGCCUGAGCAAUUGCCCGGGCACCACGCCCGGUCAGCCGCAGAGCAAAAAUCAACUGAAGAAGCAACGCAAACUGGCCGAAUACACGGAGCUGAGGAAGUUGCGCCGGGAACGAGAGCGUGAGCGCAAAAAGCAGAAGCGUCGCGAGGCCAAGGAACUGGGUCUGCCCAUCCGCACAGGACCCUCACGCAAGGAGCUAAAGAAGCGCCAGGUCAUAACCGCCGAUUCCGCGCUCUCCGUGGCCAUUGAUUUGGAUUAUGAUGACCUGAUGCAGGAGCGUGAUAUAGCCAAGUGUGUGAAGCAAUGCCUGCGCAUUUACACAAUCAACAGGAGGAGCCCGCAUCCCGGCAAGCUGCACUUUACGGGCAUCCGUAGCAACGGCCAUAUCCAUGAAUCCUUUCGCAAAAACGACGGCUGGGAGAACUGGCAUGUGGCAUAUCAUUUUGAUCGUACUCACUUGCAGGUGUUUGAGAGCCAGCAGCUGGUCUAUCUCACCUGCGAGUCGGAUCAGGUGCUGGAUAAGCUGCAGCCGGGCAUUACCUAUGUGAUUGGCGGCCUGGUUGAUCACAAUCACUGGAAGGGUCUGUGCCAUCAGCGAGCCACGGAGGCGGGUCUGACCACAGCAAGGUUGCCACUAAGCGAGCACGUGGACAUGAAGACGCGCUCGGUGCUGAGUACCUAUCAUGUUUUUGAGCUGCUGAGCAAGGUGGCCGCUGGCCAGGACUGGACAAAGGCUAUUCUGGACACUAUACCGCUGCGCAAGGGUGCCAAGGCCAAGGCAACUAAUGGCAAGGAGGCGGAAGAUGAUCAGGAGGUGGAGGAGGAGCUGGAGUCGGUGGAAGAGAAGCUGGAACAGCUGGAGAAGCAGGAGGAGCAGGUGGAAGUGAAGGAGCAGCUGGAGAAGCAGGAAGAGCAGCUGGAGAAGAAGGAGGAGGAGGAGCAGGUGGACACCAAGACUCAUCAAAGAAAGGACCGUGAAUCCCUAACCCUAAGUUGACCUCAAAUCCAAAAUCGAGGUCUUUUUGAUUUUUAUUUUAGUUUCUUUUGUUGUUUUUACAAAAUCACAUUUAGUUUUGUUUCGCAAAUUAAAUUAAAACUUAAAUUACAUAUAGCGGAAAAUAAUAAUAGUAAUUGUAAUAAUAAAAAGAAAAACAAAAACAAAAAAAAAACAAGAAAAUAUGGUGUAUUUACUUGAGAACGUGCAAGUAGCCCAAGUUCUAAUUUCCAUUAUAAUUCACUUUCUUUUGUUUUAUUUUUUCUUCUUUUUUUGUGCACGUCAUAUGGCAAAUGUUAAAAAAAAAAGAUAUAUAUAUAUAUAGAUAGCACCGAACCAGAUUU